Molecule: messenger RNA, 1718 nt
Organism: Humulus lupulus (European hop)
Lineage: Eukaryota; Viridiplantae; Streptophyta; Magnoliopsida; Rosales; Cannabaceae
Exons: 2
Coding region: 402-1187 (261 amino acids)
Source: RefSeq, a predicted model, not a curated record
CAUGCUAGAUUAUUUUACCUAUUUUUCUUGUGUCUUUCGUUUCCAACCCAUUGAAAUCCUAAUGUUGGUGUUUUUCUUUUUCUUUUUCCUUUUGUAGAUAAAGAAUUGACCAUACUUCCUGCUCUGUCGUACAAUAGUGAACAGAAUUUGAAGAAAAUUUUAGCAAUCCCUGAAAAGCAACGAAGUUUGAAGAAAUUGCUGGAGGAAUCAAAUUUGACUUCCAGUUUUCUUUGGAGCAAAGUCGAGGAGCGUAGUGAAGGUAAUCUUCUUAUUGGACCGGAUAGUCGAAUUCCUGUUUUUUUUUGUUGAAGCGAGCUUUAGAAUUGAUUGGUAUCGAGUUUAUUCUUCUUAAUCAUUUGACAGAAGAAGAAUGUAAUCUAGCGGAUAAGUUUUCGAAAAAGAUGUCAUUCACAAUGCCUUCCGGUCCUGAUGCCUUGGAAAAAGCCAAGAAGGCAGCGAGUAAGAAGAAAUGUCAUUCGUUGGCUGUAGAGCCAUCAAUAAACCCCGUGCCCUCAAAGAGUACUGCUCCUUCAAAGGCCAUCGACGGGGGAGGAUCAAGCAAGAAGCCUAGGGUUGAUUUUGAUGAGGAGGAAGAAAAUAUCUCUGUCAUUAUUCCAAAGAAUACUUGUGUGUAUUCAAACCCUUUGUCUAUUGAGGGAUAUGUCGAAGCCCUCUUGUGUCCUCGUGAUGAGACUCAUUUGAAGGAAAUGGGAUCCAUCGAGUCAUCCAAUGAUUUGGUGUCUGGAGCCUAUCGGAUGCUCUCUAAUGUGAUUGAUAUUCGUCGAGACCAUCAACGCCUCGCAAGGGAAAACCGUGAUCUUAGAAAGUCCAACACCAAGCUUCGGUCGGGUCUUACGAAAGUUGAUGAGAGGCUUAAGGCAAGUAAGGAAUUAAACGAAGACUUGAAGAGGCAAUUAAAGGAUAAAGAGAGCGAACUAGUUAAGGAGAAGAAGAAUUCCAAUGAUUUAUGUGCUCAGCUGGAGGACAUUGCGGUGAAGCCCAUGUGGAAAGCUCGUAAAGAACUAUUAACAGAGUUCAAAGAAGGCAAGUCUAAGGAUUGGAAGGUAGAUGAAGAGUUGGAACUCUACGUUGGUAUGUUUGAGGAUGAGGCUGGCCUUGUCGAUGGGGGGUCUAUUGGUCCUAGGUUUUGUAUGGGUUUUCCUCAAGAUGAGGAUGGGGGCAACUAGAUUGUUGGACAUGCCGUUGGGGAUAUUAUUGAGCAUCAGUUUAUUGUUGAUUCUGAGGUGACUUAGUAGUAUGUCGAGUGUUGUUUCUCGGUUGGAUGAUGUUUAUUUUGUUAACACCUAGUUUUUUUUUUAUUUUUACGCUUUGCUCUUUUGUUGGUUUAACAUUGUGAUGUUGAUUGUUGAGCCUUUUGAAUGUUGAAUUGUGCUCUCUAUUGUAUUGUUGAGGUUUUUUUUUAUGUUAAACCAUGCUUUUCACUACAGUUGAAUGUUGGUAGUCAACUGUGAUUGAUGUUUAAUGAAUAUCAUACAAAUUGACCAAGCAUAAAGUGAUUGUGAUCACGGUCCUCUGCAGGAGGUAUGUGAUUAUUUUAGAUAGCACCAUUGGUAGUAUUCUACAACGAUAUCAGACGUUAGGCGACAAACAAUAGCUAUUCAUCAUCCAUCUGUCAGAGAUCCAUUCAUUGGUCUGAGGACCGUCGAGUGUCGAACAAUGCCUAUUUAUGGCCAUCCAUCCGACUGGUGUCCACCAUC